UUUGCAAAAUUUAUAGGCUGCUGUUUGAUAGGCUGCUAUUUGAUGUUGCCUGUGAACGUACUAGUGAAUCUGGCAGAUACUUCACAAAAUUGUAUCUAGUUGACAGAUUGAAUUGCAUUCUAAUAAAACUGAUUACAUUGUAGUUGAAAAAUGUCCGACGAGUUAGAUUUGGUUUCUUACAUAUCGGAGGAAAACAAAAAAAGAAAGAGGAGAAGGAUUGUGUUGAUCAAACAAUACAUUGAAUCGGCUCUUCUUGCAAUGGCAUAUCUGACUACGCAAAGGGGGCCGAGGGACUUAGGGAGCUUUACUGAUGAUGAGCAUAAACACACUCUUAGAAAGUAUUUGUUGAAAGAUAUGUAUGAUGGGACCGAAGUUGCAUGCUAUGAUCAGCUUCGGCUAACAAAAAGAAAUUUUCACGAUUUGUGCGCUAUGUUGCGUGAGAAGUGUGGUUUACGUGACAGCGUGUAUGUGACCGUUGAAGAAAAGGUUGCCAUGUUCUUGCUUGUUGUUGGUCAUGGUUUGAAAAUGAGGUUGUUGCGAGGUCAGUACAAGAGGUCUUUAUGGACUAUUAGUUCCCACUUUUCUUCUGUGUUGACGGCUAUUUUAUCUCUCCAUGGGGAGUUCGUUAAGCUGCCUGAUCCUUCCGUUCAACCUCCCAACGAUUACAAAUGGAAGUGGUUUGGCAAUGCAGUUGGAGCAUUAGAUGGUUGCCAUAUUGAUGUUUGUGUUAAUGUGGCUGACCAAGGACGGUACAGAAAUAGAAAACAAGCUAUCACCACUAAUGUACUCGGUGUAGUUGACUGGAACAUGAAAUUUUUGUAUGCCUUGCCUGGCUGGGAGGGGUCGGCUUCUGACUCAAGAGUCCUAAAAGACGCAAUGAGAACAACUCGCCAAGAUUCAUUUGUUGUUCCUACUGGAAAAUAUUACUUAGCCGAUGCUGGUUACACCAAUGGACCUGGAUUUCUUACUCCAUUCAGAUCCACUCGGUAUCACUUGAAAGAAUGGGCAGCAAGUGCACAAAAACCAAAAACACCGGAGGAGUUGUAUAACUUGCGUCACUCUCGUGCUAGAAAUGUAGUAGAGAGAACUUUUGGGUUGUGGAAGAAAAAGUGGGCUAUCUUACGUUCUCCAAGCUUCUUUAACAUUGAGGACCAGAUUCGAAUUAUUAGUGCGUGUGUUGUGUUGCACAACUAUACAAGGGAUAGACAGUACAUGAUGGAUGACCUAUUGUUGGAGGAAGUGGAUAAUGAACUAGCAGCUCAGCCAAUUGAGGCUGAAGAUGGUGCCGGUUAUAUUAGAACUGUUUGGGUCACUAAUGCAUGGAAGAAUUUUAGGAAGCAGUUGGCGGAUGACAUGUUUGCUGAUUACCUUGUUGCCGAUGCAGAACUAGAGAUGUAGUAGGAUGAGUGUGCUAGCUAGCUGAUGUUUUUUUUUGUGUUCUAUUUGCUAUCGGAAGUAACACGUGGAUAUUAGAUAGUGCCUUUUGGAUAUUUUGUGAUCGUUACUACAUAUUAUGUAUACCUACUUUUUUUAGCUUCUGGUGUUAACAUAUUAUGUGUACCUACUUUUUUUUUACUUAUGUAGGUCCAUGGAGGAAGCUAACAAAAAGAAGUUUAGCAGGAAUUACGUGCAAUGGACUCCGGAGAUGGACCGUGCUUUGUUGGACACGCUUAUUGAGCAUCACGAGAAGGGUGAUCGUGCCCAAAAUGGAUGGAAGUCACAUGUGUACCGUAAUGCUAUCAAGAAUGUUCGCGAGAAGUGUGGGGUGGAUGUGACAAAGGAGAAAAUCGUAUCAAGGUGCAAAACUUUUGACAAGCACUAUGAGAUUGUUAGUAAAAUUCUUGCUCAGAGUGGGUUUGGAUGGGAUUGGGAAAGGAAUGUCUUAUUGCUUGAUAGUGAUGAAGUGUGGGACAGAUAUGUGGAGGCUAACGAAAAAGCAGCUAUAUAUAAAAACAAGGUCAUCCACAAUUGGAAUGAGAUAUGUACCAUUUACUCAAAGGACCAUGCCAACGGUCAUGGUGCUAGGACAGGUGCUGAGACCGCAAAUAACACUGAGACUGAGGUGGUAGCACCAGAUCGAGAAACCAAUAAUAUCUCCCCUGAUUUACCUGGUCCAACACCAAAGAGGCCACGUACAGGUGAAGCAAUUUUGUGCAUGCUAGGAAAUAUGACGACGUCUUUCAGUGAAGCAAUCAAGUCUACCGAGCCAUUACCAAUGCCCGAGGUUACUCCUCCUUCUACGAUACUUGCUGCAUUAGAAGACAUACCUGACUUCUCUAAAACGGACAAGCUGAGAGCUUAUGGGAAGCUAGUCCGUACUGAGCGAUUAUUCCAUGCACUUAUGGAGCUUCCCCUGGAGUAUAGGAAGGAAUGGUUGCAGAUGCUGGACUGAUUCGUAUCAAAUGCGUUUUGUAUCGUAAGAACUUAAUAUUGCAUAUGAGACUAUGUAUUGUGUAUGGUUGGGACUUGGUGUUAUCUUCUCGUUAUUGUUUAGGAUGGAACGUGGUAUUAUGUUUCUAUCAAUCUAUUUGGACAAAA
Molecule: messenger RNA, 2538 nt
Organism: Lolium perenne
Lineage: Eukaryota; Viridiplantae; Streptophyta; Magnoliopsida; Poales; Poaceae
Source: RefSeq, a predicted model, not a curated record